This is a messenger RNA of Ustilaginoidea virens, 1332 nucleotides long. RefSeq lists its product as uncharacterized. Gene Ontology annotation, molecular function: transcription coactivator activity. Gene Ontology annotation, cellular component: SAGA complex. NCBI's taxonomy places the organism in Eukaryota, Fungi, Ascomycota, Sordariomycetes, Hypocreales, Clavicipitaceae. The transcript is spliced from 4 exons. The record is from RefSeq and is a predicted model, not a curated record. Gene Ontology annotation, biological process: regulation of transcription by RNA polymerase II. Bases 1 to 1332 code for a protein of 443 amino acids.
AUGCCCGACAUCGACCCCGCGGCCUUGAGCCGUCCGACAGUCAGCCUAUCGACGCCGAUUUUGUCAAGCAAGACGCUACCCAUCUCCGCGCCCGGCUCGGGGAAGCCAUUCAAGACUAGCCAGGUUAUUCCUGCCCGAAUUGACCUCGAACCAUUGUACACGGCGCUCAAGAGUGCCAUUGGUGAAAAAUGGCUGGUGUACAAAGAGUCGACGUCUGAGUUUCUGAUUGGUCGUCUAAGUCAAGCCGAGUACUCGGAACGGAUAGAUCCCAUCCUCGCCGACGGCACGGGCGAGAAAGACCACCUUCACAACCAGCUCGUCGCAGCUCUACUCGGGAAUGUGACGAGAGAAAUGCCUGACCCGGGCCUGGCGCCUUGGGUCAGUGCUAAUGACAAACCUACUGCUAGUGCUGGCAGCAAACCCGUUACUGGCGAUGCGACUGAGCGGAAACUCAAGGGAGAAGUCAUGCAAUUGCCGCCCCGAGACCGAAGGCGCAUCAAAGACCUCAUCCACAACGAUUAUGACCCUCGCGACGGUUUAUUCAAUCUUUUUACAGACACGAAUCGUAAAAAUCCAGCUGCCACGGAUGCCGCCCCGAGCACGGCAACAGGUAUCAAUAACAUGAACUUUGAUUUGGAGAUUCGAAAGCGAUUCACUCAACCCCUAGCAGUCGAGUCGGGCGAGUUCCCCGACUUUGGAGUCGUCACUGCGCGAAUGCUGCCCUUUUGCUACGAAGCUGGACUUCCUAGCGGCCACGUGGCAGAUGCGCCGCAGCUCAUAACGAUAGCAACCGAAAUAUUCAUCAAGGAAGUGCUGACGCAGAUAUUCAGCCGAACGCGAAGCAACGGCCCUGGGGAUUCGGCAAAUGUGUGCUACGGCAUCGGCACGACGUGGAUUCAAACGCACAAGUACAAGAAACAGCUCCACCUGGAAGAGGAGGGCUCAAUGCGAGGGGAGGUCAACCGGGACAAGUUCGGACUGCUUCCCAUCGAAGCCAAGGCUGCCAGCGAACGUGGACCGUUGGGCACCGCCGACUUGAGGAUCGCGCUGGAAAUGGCUGAUUCAGGCAUGUCCAUCUUCCCGGCUCUCAUGACGCAAGUUCUGUACGGGUACCGCGAGGGGGAGUUGGAAGGCUGGAAUGACUAUACAUGGGUCAACAAUGAGCCACCCUCGAUUGAGCAAGUCGCAGACGAACUUGAUCUCCGAUCCAGAAUGAACGGCCACACAGACGCCAUGGACAUUGACGAGGAGCCGUGGUGGGACGGCGCAGGUACCAAGGACAUGGACGCAUUCGACUCUGUCUUGGACUCGUGCCUCGCUGUUGGCUCAUAG